AUGAUAGACGAUGAAAAAGCAGCAGGAAACGGAACGGAAGAAACAAAGGAAAUGAUGAUUACCAUGUGUUAUUUGUACGGCCCACCAGAUGUUAAUGGUUCGGGUGGAAUUUACAAUCAUAAUUAUCAUACCACAGUUGCUAUUCGUAAAAGUAAGAGAUAG
This is a messenger RNA of Loa loa (African eye worm), 162 nucleotides long. RefSeq lists its product as hypothetical. The record is from RefSeq and is a predicted model, not a curated record. Lineage: Eukaryota; Metazoa; Nematoda; Chromadorea; Rhabditida; Onchocercidae. The transcript has a single exon. The coding region runs from base 1 to 162 and encodes 53 amino acids.